Molecule: messenger RNA, 1259 nt
Organism: Salarias fasciatus (jewelled blenny)
Lineage: Eukaryota; Metazoa; Chordata; Actinopteri; Blenniiformes; Blenniidae
Product: relaxin-3 receptor 1-like
Exons: 1
Coding region: 116-1207 (363 amino acids)
Biological process (GO): G protein-coupled receptor signaling pathway; positive regulation of cytosolic calcium ion concentration; cell chemotaxis
Cellular component (GO): membrane; external side of plasma membrane
Molecular function (GO): C-C chemokine receptor activity; C-C chemokine binding
Source: RefSeq, a predicted model, not a curated record
ACGACGGAGGAGGCGCGCGCGCACUCUCAGCGGGCUCUGUUACGCAUGGGCGCACGGUGCCCGUCGGUCCCCGGGUCGGUGAGGAGACGCUGCUGCUGAUGCUCCGGGAGACGCCAUGACCGCGGGGAACGGCAGCGUGUGCGCGAACGGCUCCGGGAGCGAGCUGGAGCUGGAGGACAUCGACGUGACGGCGGACGGGAGCGCGGCGCUGCGGCUGCUGGUGUGCCUGGUGUACUCCGCCGUGUGCGCCGCGGGGCUGGCGGGGAACCUGCUGGUGCUCUUCUUCAUCCGGGCGAAGGAGCAGCGCCGGAGGUCCCGGGUCGACUUCUUCGUGCUGAACCUGGCGGUGACGGACCUGCAGUUCGUGCUCACGCUGCCCUUCUGGGCCGCGGACACCGCGCUGGACUUCAGCUGGCCGUUCGGAGACGCCAUGUGCAAGAUCGUCCUGUCGGUCACCGUCAUGAACAUGUACGCCAGCGUCUUCUUCCUCACCGCCAUGAGCGUGAGCCGCUACUGCUCGGUGGCCUCCGCCGUGAGGGGCGGCGGCGGCGGCGGGGCGGCGCGCGGGUGCCGCUCCGACCGGUGCGUGUGCGCGCUGAUCUGGACCUUGGCCACCGUGGCCACCGCGCCCACCUCCGUCUUCUCCACCGUGGGCUCGGUGACCGGGGAGAAGCUGUGCCUGCUGCGCUUCCCGGGGGGGCAGCGCUGGCUGGCGCUCUACCACAUCCAGAAGAUCGCGGUGGGCUUCGUGCUGCCCAUGGCCAUCGUCUCCAUCAGCUACGUCAAGCUGCUGCGCCUCGUGCGCAGCCGGAGCAUGAAGACCGGCAACCCGGGGCGCAGGUCGCGCGUCACCCGCUCCGUCACCGCCGUGGUGCUCUGCUUCUUCCUGUGCUGGAUGCCGAACCACGCCGUCACGCUGUGGAGCGUGCUGGUCAAGCUCAACGCCGCGCGCUGGGACAGAGCCUACUACGUGGCGCACACGUACGUGUUCCCGCUGACCGUGUGCCUGGCGCACGCCAACAGUUGCCUGAACCCCGUCAUCUACUGCCUGAUGAGGCGGGAGUUCAGAGACAAGCUGCGGGGUCUGGUGCGCGGGGGGCCGCUGCGGACAGCCGCCGCCGUGCGUAAAGCGGCCCCGGAGGGCGCUCGAACUCUGUGCCGGCACGCGGCCACGCGCGGUCGCGACCCAGAGGGGCUCGAACUGUGAGCAGAAAGCUCUCCCGCGCGCAUUAGCUGUAAAUGUCGGAGGCGCAGCUUCA